GACACCAUGCCUUCGACCUGGAAGUCGCCACUCGAGGGCUACGAAAACGCUGAGCCCCUUCCGAUGACGAUGCACCCUGACGGAGAGACCUAUUACAACCCGCCAGGACCCAAGUCGACCGCGUACGACGAGUUCCCGAAGCCCAUCGAAAUGAAGGAUAGCGGUUUCGACUUUCAUGUGUACUUUGUGCAGCACAGCCCAUCGGAGUCGCGGUAUGCCCAGGAGCUGCUUGAGCUCAUUAGGCGGGAGUUUCCCGAGCUGCGCACCCGUAAGCUAUGGGACAAGCCAAUCGGACCCCAUCCGGUGGGACAAUUCGAAGUGAACACGUUCACACCGCACCAGACUGGCGCCCUCUUUGCGUGGCUGGUUGUUAACCGAGGAUCGUGUUCCGUGCUAGUGCAUCCCAAUACUGGCAAUUGGUUAAGAGACCACACCGAGCUGGUAUCAUGGAUGGGAAAGCCAUACCCGUUGUAUACGAACAUAAUUAACGAUGAGCGGGGAGCGAAUGGUAGCCCGUAGAGAUGAUGAGAGGCCUGCACGGCUAUGUGUACGAGGAAUGUGUCGUCCAAGACGAAGUCGAACCGGCAGUAUUCAAUUAUAUGUAGGUUUAUCUAGCCCGG
Molecule: messenger RNA, 620 nt
Organism: Laetiporus sulphureus 93-53
Lineage: Eukaryota; Fungi; Basidiomycota; Agaricomycetes; Polyporales; Laetiporaceae
Exons: 5
Coding region: 7-519 (170 amino acids)
Source: RefSeq, a predicted model, not a curated record